AUGAAAAAAAUUUUAUUGAUAAUUUUUGUGCUAUUUUGCAUUAUAAAUGCUUAAUAAGAAGAACACAAGCUUAUGAAUAGAGAAAUCCUAAAAAAUAUAGCUUCAUAUGUAGGAAUAGAGUUACCUCAUGAGUAUAUUGUUUGGUUAUUUAUUUAGUUUGCAUUUGUUCUGUUUACCAUGCAAAUUGAUGAUGAAAUAAGUUUAAAAAUUUUCUAAGAACACUUUAAUGUCUAUAAUAACAAAAGAAUAUGUAGCACUGUGUCCUAAGUUUAAAAAUCCUUUAAUUUGUGAAGGUAAGAAACAAAAAUAUCUUGAUUAAUUUGCAGUACAAUUUGUUGAGUAUAAUAUUUAAAAAAUAUUAGUAAUUAUUUGAAACCAUCAAAUGCUUGUUAAGUUUUAGGGGCUUGCAAAUUGGAACAUGAACCUUAAACUUUAAAGGAAUAUAUAAAUGAAAUUAUGAUUGAUAAACUUUCAAGAUAGGAGUAAUAAAUAUGGAAAGAGAGAUCUGAAGCAUUGCUUAUCAAUAAUGAGGAUUAUAAAGUGGUAUAAUAUUCUGAUUUGCAUGUUGACACUGAAUACACUGUUGGGGCUGAUGCAUUUUGCGGUAAUUAUAAUUGUUGCAGAAUGGAGAAUAGUAUACCUAAAGACUCUAGCAAGGGUGCUUAAUAUUGGGGAACUUUAGCUAGUUGUGAUUUACCAUUUAGAACAGUUUAAAAUUUAUUAGAAUUCACAAAAGAGAAAAUAAAACCUGAUUUUAUUCUUUGGACAGGAGAUAAUGUAUCUUAAUAUCGCUGGAAUCAAUAGAAAAACCAAACUGUUCCUACAUAAAUGAUUACAUAAGAGAUUUAAUAGCUUAUGCCAAAUACUAAUGUUUAUGGAAUUUAUGGAAACCAUGACCUAUACCCUAGUGAUUAAUAUGAUAUGAUCGGAGAAUCAGCUUAAUCGUUCAGAGAUGCAAUAUCAGGAACUUGGAAAUAAUACCUAAGUCAGGAGGCAUAUUAUUAAUUAAGGAGAAAUGGGUUUUAUUCUCAUAUUGAUGUGGAUCGAAAUUUAAAGAUUAUUGCUUUAAACUCUCAGGCUUAUGAUUUUAAUAAUUUCUUCUUGAUUUAAGGAGUAACAGAUCCAAGAGGAAUGUUAAACUGGUUGACAGAAGAAUUGAAGGAUUCAGAAUCAAAAAAUCAAUUUGCCAUAAUAAUAGCACACAUUCCACCAGGUGACAUUUCAUGCAAUUCAUAAUGGGCUGAUAGAUUUAGUGUUAUUAUUGAAAGAUUUGAGCAUGUAGUCUCUGGCUUAUUUUAUGGUAAUUAUUAAUUAAUUGAAUUCAGGACAUACACAUUCUGAUUAAAUUUCUCAUAUAAGAUCAAGAAUUGAUGGAAGAUACAUUAAAACUAUAUAUAUUGCACCUUCAGUAACUACCAAUUCAAGGUAAAACCCCUCUUUUAGAGUAUUCUAUUUUAAUGGGAAAACCAAUUAAAUAAUAGAUUACACUUAAUAUAGAUUAGAUAUUACAAAAGCUAAUAAGGAUGGGGAGCAUGCCAUUUUAAAUUGGAAUAUAGCUUACAACUUUUUAGAAUAUUAUGGCUUAUAAAGUUCAAGAAUAGAGGAUGUUUAGACUUUAGGUUAUAAAUUGACACAUGAUGAGGAAUUGUUAAGAAAAUAUAUUUAUAAUUAUGCAACAGGAAGUGAUGUUCGUUAUUAAAAGCAUUUAAAGUAUUUUAUUUAAUAUUGUAGAGAUUUGAAAAAGUUAUUUUUAAAGAAAGGAACAAGAAACUAUUUCAUUUGUGGAGUUGACACUGCUACUUUUGAUGAUUGGUUUUAAUGCAUUGGCUUUUUUGAAAUUUUAUAGGACUCUGAUUACACAAGAUAUAAGAUCUAUGAAUUGUUUUAUGGGAAAUGGUUAAAGGAGUGA
Messenger RNA from Paramecium octaurelia, 1909 nucleotides. Lineage: Eukaryota; Ciliophora; Oligohymenophorea; Peniculida; Parameciidae. The record is from the annotation of a GenBank genome assembly.